Eimeria tenella is the source of this 1155-nucleotide messenger RNA. RefSeq lists its product as uncharacterized. The coding region runs from base 1 to 1155 and encodes 384 amino acids. The transcript has 3 exons. Lineage: Eukaryota; Apicomplexa; Conoidasida; Eucoccidiorida; Eimeriidae. The record is from RefSeq and is a predicted model, not a curated record.
AUGCUUCAGCAGCAGCAAACGCAUGCAAAGCUUCUGCAAGAAUUCAGCAGCCUGCAGGCCCGCCUGGAGGCCUGCGGGCUGCUGGUGGGGCCCCCCAGCAGCAGCGCGGGGGCCCCGGGCCCGGGGGGCCCCACUGGGGGCCUCCCAGGCAGCGAAAAGGGGGCCCCGGUGCUGCAGCAGGAGCUGCUGCGCGCUGCGGAGGCGCUGGAUGCUUUUGCUGCUAAGCUGCUUCUGUUCUGCUGCGACAGCAGCAGAACUUGGCAGCUGGCGCAGGCGCUGCAUGCAGCAGUGGCGAAGCAGCGCGGGGCUGCGCAGCUGCUGCUGCAGGCGCAGCAAGGCAGCUGGUCUGCUGCUGCUGCUGCUGCUGCAGGCCCUGCGCUGGCGGCGAUGGACAGGGCCCGAGCAGCUCUUGCUGCUGCUGCUGCAGCGCCGCAGCUCGCCAGGCAGAUCGCCAGCAGCUUAAGUCCUUUUGCUUUUUUUUCUCUCAGUGUGAAGCGCCAGCUGCAGCCAGCGGAUUUGCUGCAGUUCGAGGGCUGGGCCUUUGGCUUCAGCGACCCCUUGGCCCCGCUGCAGCAGCUGCAGCGGCUGCAGCAGCUGCUGCAGCCCCUUUUCGGCAGCAGCAGCCGCGCGCUGCUGCCCACCGACCUCCGGGGCGUCGCCGAAGCUAGAGCAGCAGGAGGCCUCCGCCUAAAGGGCCUUUUGGGGAAGCAGCAGCAGCAGCUGCGGGGGCCUGAGCUGCGCUGCUGCGGCCAGCCGCUGUGGGCCUCUUUGCUGCUGCCCUUUGCCCAGCAGCAGCAGAACUUCGGGGCCCCCGGGGGCCCCCUUUUGCUGCCCCCGACCCAAGAGCUGCUGCUGCAGCCAGCGGAGACGGCUGCUGCAGCUGCGCGCAGGCUGCUGCUCAAGCAGCAGCAAGACCGGGGCCAGGCGCAGCAGCAGCAGCAGCAGCAGCAGCUGUUGGACCUGGCAAAGCCCGAUAUGAGGGACAAACCCGCCCCACUAGCUGCUGCCGAAAAGCCAGGAGAGAGCCAAAGGCCUCUUGGGCCGGGACAAGAGGGGCCCUGGAGGGGCCCCUGGGGCCCCGAGGCCCCUCCAAAGGUGGGGGGCCCCCCAAUGGGAAGCACAAAGGGCACUGCCACCCUUGGAGCCGUUUCUUGA